GGCGGUUUUUCGGCGCAAGGAACGCAUUUCAGUAUCCGCUUAAUUGAUGUGCGGUCGUCUUGUCGUUUGCUUUAAGUUGUCAGUCGUGGAAAUUGAGGAGAUGGCUUUAAGGGGGGUCGUUUGACACAUGAGAGAACUGGCGCCCCCUGCCUGCAUCAGUGGAAACGUCUCUGCAGCAAGUCGUCCUUUGUCUCCCAGAGCAGCGAUGUGACGGUAAAGACCACCAUGACGAGAGACCAGCAAGUCGCUGAGAAGACGGUUACAUCCCGUUGAACAUGGCCUCCUUCAAAGUAAACAUCAAGGAAGAGGAUUGUGAGUGGGGGUCAUCCAGCCCGGCCUCCCAGAAGGGCCUGCAAGUGAAGCAGGAAAAGCCUGAAUGGGGGCCUCCCAGUUUGAAAGAGGAGGCAUACGGUGCAGUCAAAGGAGAGACUCUGGAGCAGGCGGAGACCCAAAAGGGAAACGUGUUCGGCGUCGUCAAAGAGGAGGACAGUAACUCCACCUUAAGGCCUCAUCCGGUGCCCCCCAAAGAGCUCCUUGACAUGGGUCCACUUUCUCCUCUGCCGCCUUCUGUCCGGUGCAAGUCUGAGGACGGAACGUUCAAAGAGGGCGGCCUCAAAAGUGGUGAGGAAGAGGAGCAGACACCAUUGGUAAGACGGGCUGAAACAGAUUUACAAGAGUGUAAUAAGUGCCCUGAUGCUCAGCCUGCUUGUCAGUUCACGACCCAGUGGAAGCCAAGUGGUGAUGAUGAUGAUGAUGAAGUCAUAAAAUCAAACUCCAAGACUGGAAAAUUGAAAUUGCGCCCCCUGCCGGUCAUUAAGUUGUCAAGAAUAGAAAUCAAGACUCAACGAAAGCAAAACGCGUUAAAGCCCGUGACGUUAAAUAUCUGUAAAGAGUGCGGGAAAACAUUUACUCGCAAGUCUGAUUAUAAGCAACACCUGAGGGUUCACACCGGAGAGAAGCCGUACCGCUGCGCUGAAUGUGGGAAGAAAUUCUCGCACCGAAGUCAUCUCUCCACCCACACCAGGAACCACACGGGUGAGAAGCCUUAUUCUUGUUCCGACUGUGGCAAACAUUUCUCUCAACGAGGCAAUCUUGAGAGACAUACAAGAAUUCACAGUGGGGAGAAACCCUACUGUUGUAAUGAGUGUGGAAAACGAUUCUCACAGAGAGGCAAUCUUCAGAUUCAUGCUAAAAUUCACACCGGUGAAAAGCCAUAUUUCUGUAGCAUCUGUGGAAAACAGUUCUCGCAAAGCAGUAGUCUGAAGAAACAUUUGAGAAUUCACUCCAGAAAGAAGCCAAUUUGUUGUACGGAAUGUGGUAAAAACUUCCUCGAUACUCAGAAUCUGAAGCUGCACCAGAGAAUCCAUGCCUCAACGAAGCCCCAUGGCUGUACAGAGUGUGGAAAACGCUUCUCACUAAUCACCAGCCUUCAGAUCCACACGAGAAUUCACAGUGCAGAAAAUGGGUUUUGCUGCUCUGAAUGUGGCAAACGAUUUUCCCGCCUGAGCAACCUUCAGUCGCACAGCAGAAUUCACACGGGCGAGAAGCCGCAUAGCUGUUUUGAAUGCGGCAAGAGGUUUUCUCACACGUGCAACCUUCAGAGACACAUCCGAACUCACACGGGAGAGAAGCCACACUGCUGUGCUGACUGCGGUAAGCAGUUCUCACACAUCGGCAAUCUGCAGAGACACUCUAGAAUCCACACGGGCGAGAAACCAUAUUGCUGUGCCGAAUGUGGCAAGCAGUUCACACAGAGGAAGACGCUUCUGGUACACCACAGAAUCCACACCGGCGAGAGGCCGUAUUGCUGUGCAGAGUGUGGGAAAUGCUUCACGGAGCGGAAAACCUUUCAGAUACACUACAGGCGGCGGCACGCUAGAGAGAAGCCCUAUUGUGCUCAAUGCGACAAGCACUUCUCGCAUGUUUCUAACCUUCAGAGACACCUGGCAAGUCAUAUUUAAGAGAACAAAAUGGACGACAAAACAAUAGUUGCCACUGGAAAAAUCUUCCAAAAAAAAAUAACCUACCAGCAGCAGAGAGACUGAGGGACCACCCUUCAGCCCACAUAACAGAACAGGAGUGGUAGUCACGUGGCACAUACGUAUUCCACCAGAAGGGAUAGUUGAUGCCAGAAAGAGAAACCGUUGUAGACAUUUCAGUACCAUGUGACUCUUCAGUAUUAAGAAAAAAUAUUAAGGAAACUCAAUCUGAGAUGUGCAACAUCUAAACUGACAUUAUCAAGGUGGUGCUCUAGAGUUCACAGGGCUAAUUAGGGGAAGCUUUCAGGCCCAUCCUGUCAUCCUCCUGGUUUCAAUUAAUCUCUAUGAUCUAUAGAAGGUAAGGUGGCUGCUACAUUUUUAUCAUGACCACAUGAAGUUUUUUUUUCUGCUGUGCACAUGCAGCAGGAGUGUCGCAAAUGCACAGAAAGUGUGCAGACUUUAAAAGUUCGUCAAAUUUAUAAAUGAUGUGUAAUGUCACCUAUAUCUGACUUCUGAGCUAGACGGUGAUUGUUAAAAUGUACGGAUUUUCAGCUGGUCCCAUUCUACUUCUCUGGUUACAUCAACUGCAUAACAAUCUGGACACUCGGUCACCAGCUGCUGUUGAAGCCAAGCGCAUACAAGCCAAUACAUCACAUGGUCAAAGGUAGGUGGACACCCACGCAUCACACCAGCACAUGCUUGUUGGACCAUCGCAUCCCAAACCUGGAGGUGGUCUUUACCCCCUUGCGGCUUUAUUGACCUCCACACAAUAUUUGGACAUGGCUAAAGCACAACAGCAUUAGUGAGGUCAGGCACUGAUGUUGGCAAACAGCCUAAUGGUGUUCAGUCAGCUCAGGUUCUUCCACAUUAGGCUUGUAGGAACCUCCCUUGGUGAUGCUGAAACGGCAAACUGGAAGUCAUCAAUCCUGUAGAAUGACGAGCAUCGAGAUUUCCCCUUCCUCACCCCAUCCCUACUGGUCCACCCUCCAUCCCACUUUACAGCUGGCUCUCCUGCCAGUGGCCGACCCCAGAGUCAUCUUUCAGUCUACCGAAUGGUGAAGUGUGCUUCACCACUGCAGGGUCCGAAGACCGUGUGCUCUACAUGGCGUAGGCUUGGCUGCUUUACUGAAGAUCGGGUCUCAUGCUGAUGUUACUUCCACACUUUCUACUGAGGAUGGCUGAUUUCUGACACUCUUGAGCACUCCGUGGUCAAAUCGUGUGAGCUUGUGUGGCUCGCCAGUUAUCAGUCAUACCGACACAUCACUUGGACCGGAGAACGGACACGGCAGUCGUAGGGAGCAACAUUUCUUAUCCAAAUAUAUUUGUGUAUUUCACAUUUUACAAUGAAUCGUAGAGUCAGUUUCACACAUCUCUGCUGUCCACCUCUAUUUUGCUGUUUUUGUAUUAAUGUGCCUUUUCCCUAUGUAGUUUGCCCCCUUCGUUUUACUUGAAUAAUGACAAUAACAAAAAAAAGAACAUGUGAGGGCAAAUGACACUGAAAGACAAGCGGCAGUUCCACUAGUCUGAGCGGGAGAUAAGAACAGCUUCAAUGAGCAGGACGCCUGGAAAAGCUAAAGUUCAAAAUGUGACCUCCUCUCCCUGGUCCUUAACCACCGCCUGUAGUCAGAGGGACUUUUGUUGUUGCUUAAUUGUGUUUAUGGUUUCUUCUUCUUUAUUUUAUUUUUUUGUGACUAUAAUGUUUUUGUUUUUUUGGUUUUUUUUUGUAAAGCACUCUGGGAGGCACUUUUUGUAUGGAGAUGUUGCUGUUGUGACCUCUUAACUAACGCCUGUUACAUUCCAAUAAAAUGGAGCAAUUUCAGACCGUCUGUCAAGCCCUUACCAGUCUGCCAGUUCAUUGGACAAAUCUGCACACUUUAUGUUUAUGACUGGAGUGAUUGAGGUAGUGGGGUUAGCACACGGCACCCACUGUGAGGAGAUCGAGAGAUCGCCACUGUCUCCCUUGCAGGGUUUAGAGGAUGAAUUGUUAGAUAAGCGGUUUUAACCAAGUGUGUCUAAGUUUGUCACGGGAUUUAAGGUCUUUGAACAUUAGAACAAUCGAGACAAGGACAGGCCAUUCACGCCAAUAAAGCUCACCAGUCCUAUCCACUUAACUCUCCUGAAAUAACAUCAAGUCGAGUUUGGAAAGCCCCUAAAGUCUUAUUGUCUACCACACUACUUGGUCGCUUAUUCCACAUGUCUGUUCUUCUCUGUGUGAAGAAAAA
Molecule: messenger RNA, 4201 nt
Organism: Erpetoichthys calabaricus (reedfish)
Lineage: Eukaryota; Metazoa; Chordata; Cladistia; Polypteriformes; Polypteridae
Product: gastrula zinc finger protein XlCGF26.1-like
Exons: 3
Coding region: 276-1961 (561 amino acids)
Biological process (GO): regulation of transcription by RNA polymerase II
Molecular function (GO): RNA polymerase II cis-regulatory region sequence-specific DNA binding; DNA-binding transcription factor activity, RNA polymerase II-specific
Source: RefSeq, a predicted model, not a curated record